AUGGCAUUCAGAGCGAUCGUCCUCUCAUGCGUCCUCCUCCUCGUGUCGACGUCUGCCUUGGCGCAGCGUGGUCCGCCUGUCGGAGGUCCUCCCGGCGGGAAUUUGACGGCCGAUGUCGGCGCGCGGCUCGCCAACUGCUCCGCGGAUCAGAAGAUCCUUGACGGCCGAUUCCACCUCGCCGUCUUCAAAAACGCCACCGGCAAUUACAAUCUGCUCGUCGAGGCGCUCCUGGUGGACGCGGCGGGCAGUCCGCCCGACUCGCUCGCGAUCGUGAAAGGCGCCGUGUGCGACACCGCCGCGACGGGCGUGCUCGCUCUGCCGCUCGCCGCGACAAAUUGGCAGCAGCGCGCGGGGUGGCUGCUGCACGCGGAGGCGCGCCUCGACGCGUUCCUGGAGAACGCGGACGCCGCCACCGUCGACGCGCUGCUCGCCGUGCUCCCGACCGCCUCGCCUCCGCCCACCAGUGGUGGCGGGCGCAACGGCGCAGGCAACGCUGGCGGAGGCAGCGCGGGGGCCGCGCGGAACGGGCAGGGCGGGAGGCGCAUGGGGCGGGAGCUGCUGAUGCGUGCAUUCGGCCGCGCUGCCAGGCAGGGGGACAGAAGCAGGGGGGGCAGCAGCAGGGGGGGCAGCAGCAGCAGGGGGGAGCACAGCAACCGCCUGCAGGUGGCUUUUCAGGUGGCUUUCCAGGUGGCGAUGGCGGAGUGA
Molecule: messenger RNA, 705 nt
Organism: Closterium sp. Naga37s-1
Lineage: Eukaryota; Viridiplantae; Streptophyta; Zygnematophyceae; Desmidiales; Closteriaceae
Source: the annotation of a GenBank genome assembly